Molecule: messenger RNA, 2021 nt
Organism: Rhizopus microsporus ATCC 52813
Lineage: Eukaryota; Fungi; Mucoromycota; Mucoromycetes; Mucorales; Rhizopodaceae
Exons: 8
Coding region: 94-1944 (616 amino acids)
Biological process (GO): regulation of DNA-templated transcription
Cellular component (GO): RSF complex
Source: RefSeq, a predicted model, not a curated record
CGUCAACUUUAAUUGCAUACAUAAAAAAAUAAAAUAGAUUGAUUACACUCUUCAUAGAUUAUUGCUUAUAUAAACAACACGAAACAACAACAAAUGAACGAGGCUUUACCAAAUAUUACUGAAUUACGAAACAACAUUGACUUUGCUUCCAUUUCACAAUUCUUUCAUACAUUUCAAUCUGCUUUUCAUCCUUGGCCGACAUCUACUCAACAGUUGAUAUACCGUACAAGAAUAGAAGAAGGACAGGAAUAUGUAUUUGAAACAGAGGACCUUGAACGCAUGUUUUUGGAUUAUUCUGAAAGAUCUCGCCUAGAAGACCUGAUUGUACGCAUGUUACGUCUAUUGACUCGUAAUCGAUUUAUAAAUUCUUCUACUUGGCAAACCUAUUUUGCCAAAGAAUUCGAUAAAAGAGAACCCGAUAUGACAAAUCCAUUCUAUAAUCAACAAGAAUCAAUACAGACGACCGAUGAUUCAAGCAUGUUGGACUUCUUUCAGUUGUCACUUGAAACAAGAGUACACUUGUUAUAUCUACUAUGUGAAUGGCAACUAGAUGAUCCAGAAAGAUUCCGUGAACAUUUGGAUAGCGAAGAAGGAUCAGCACAGUGGAGAGUGGAUCCUAUUGGAUAUGACAGUAAAGGUGCUACUCUUUGGUUAUUUGAUGAUAACAGACUCUAUAUGGAAACACCGAAACCAUCUGUUAAGCUUCGUAAAAAGAAGAGUCGACCUGCUUACAAGGGCACAUCACGUAAAAGUUCACGUAGGGCUGCUGCAAAAAAGGAACCUGAUCAGGACAUGGAUGAAAAUGAACAAGAAUGGAUACCAUGGAAACUGAUAUGUUACUCAAAACAAGAUUGGGAACAGAUUGCUUCGAGAUACGAACAUAGCGACCAUGCUGAUGAAAAACGGUUUUAUAAUUUACUUAUUAAUGACCUAGUGCCCAAGGUGUUACCAAUACUAGAAGAACGAGAAAGAGAAAUCAAGAAACAAGAGGCUAUCAUCCAUCGAAAGCGAAGUUCACGUAUCAUGAUUAGAGAGUUGGAAGCAUUGGAAAGAGCUUCGAGUAGUGAACCUGAAUUUGACUUUAGUUCUCCUGGAGUCAAGACAAGAUCGUCCAACAGAAUUGAACAAAAUCCUUUGGAUAAAGAGCGUAAAGAGAAGGAAAAUUUAGCAAAAGCAAGAGAGGAACGUGCAUUGGAGCGUGAAAGACGUUUGAUGGAACGUGAAUAUCGUGCAUUGAUUCGUGAGAAAGGUCAAGAUGAGAAUAAUAGAGAAGAGUCACCCAUGGUAGAGGAAAGAAUCGCCAAUGAUAACGUCAAAAAGAAGAGAAAAGAAAAGUUUGAUGAAUAUGGUAACCCAAUACCUAAAAAGAAGAGAGGAAGGAAACCAAAGAAUAAGUCUGCAGAAGACUGGUUUUUCAGCUGCAUCUGUGGAGUUUCUGGUAGAAAUUUGGAUGAUGGCACGCCAAUGAUUGCUUGUGAGAAAUGUGACACCUGGCAGCAUAUUCAAUGUCUACAGCGGUCUGGACAAGUGGAUAAAAAUGCGGAUCAACUGGAAGAGGUGUCAUUUAUUUGCCAAUCAUGCUCUACAAAAGAAGAAGACAUGGAUAUUGAUAUUGAAGAACACGAUGAUAAACAAAAAGUAGAUGCAUCCUUUGUUAAUACAACUCCCCUUAACUACAGCAUCCAAACCCCACAGCCUGUGAAUAUACUUCCAUCUCAUUUUAGAGAAUUACGGCCAAAUCUUGUUACUGAACAAGUAUUUCCAAUUCAGUCUAUGUUGCUUCAUCAGCACACUCUACAACCUGCUCCCCCAAUAGUUCAUGAUAUACAACAUCGAUCGACAUAUCCUCAGCAGACUACAUUCAUGCCACAAGACUCAUCUACGACUGAUAACAAGCCUGUGAUGAGUCAAUUAAAUAAUCAAGACAGAAUAGAUAAUAACUAAUAUAAGAGUCUAUUUCUCAAUAGAUCCCAAUGAAAAAUAGAUACACACUUUGUCAAAUAUAUAUAUAUAUAUAUAGU